ACCAGACCAGACUUCCGUAGUUAUAAAAUACACAGAGACCAGACGUUUACCAGACCAGACCAGACCAGUUCAUACCAGACCAGACCAGACCAGACUUAAACAGACCAGACCAGACUUAAACAGACCAGACCAGACCAGCAAAUUUCAGUCCAAAAGAAAACAUCCUUACUAGUAUUUAUAAGCUUAUUUGAGAAAAAAAUUACAUAUUUUAUAGGGAGUUCAUAUUUAAGAACAUUGCCCUUUUAUUUUACUAUAUAUUAUCACCUGAAAUAUCCCUAUUAACAUAGAAAUCGGAAAAUUCACUGUUUCCUGAAAUGUACUUAGAAAGUAGUUGGGCCUAUACAGAUUUUAAAGCAUCUGUAAUUUUCUUGUGUGCCCAUUAUGCAUCCUUAAUUAAACGGCCCAAGUCUCCCUACCGCACGGCGACGAUCUUACUCCGACGAGUACAGAAGCAGGUCGCGGGCGAAUGCAGAAAAUGCUAGAAACAUCUGGAAAAAAUCUUUAAAUUCUCCUUUUCAUUUGCGAGGUUCCUGAUUGGGGAGCAGAAUUGAAAUUAUUGUGCUGAUUCAACGCUACAAACUGAAAUGCUAUGGAUGGUAUUGACGCUGAUAUGAUUGAGGCGGAAUCCUCCACCCCGCCGUCUUCCUCGCAUCCUCACCCUCCUCUUGGAUCAUCAUAUUCCAGUUCAGACCAGGAUGAAUUCGUCAGGAAUUUGCUCGCAAUGGCUCGCCGACUCAUCGAUCAAAACAUGCCAUCACAGGCUCUCCAAGCGGUGGUGGUGGCAAUAAGAUCAAGAGAUGGGGAAGAGGCUGUUCAUCAAUUGCUUAGCCGUGCUAGGGAGCUAUACAGUAAUAAAGUGCAUGCAAGUGCAGCUGCAGAUGAGUUGGCUUCUUUGUUUUCCGAAUUUGCUAUUACGCCUUCACAAACUGAGCCCUAUCAACGUGUAGAAAUAGACAAGAGUGGAACUUCAAUACUCUCAGAGACUGGAAGGAAACAGGUUAUGGAGGAUGCCUUCUCUGAUGGAAGUAGCUUCGUCUGUUAUCAGUGUGGGGGACUGGUUAGCACCCUCAGGAAAGAUGAGCACUACUCCUUCUGGUGUUGUAAGUUGUGACUUCGUCUAUGUCUUGUUAGUAGCAUCUUCACGUCGUGUCAGAAUAUCAAAUGCUGUAUUGCCAUCAAAGAGUUAAAGAGUUAUAUUGUUAAGAAUAUAAUGCAACCAGUAGAUUGAACACAUAUAGUGUUUUGAUCUCUUUGAGUGUAGUCAUCUCAUACAAUUUGUGCUUUGUACAUUUUGCAAGUUGGGAUUGAAGGUUUUGUGAGUGUACCAGAACUAAAUUUGUGCUGUAUGAAAUAAAAAAG
Cuscuta epithymum is the source of this 1359-nucleotide messenger RNA. The record is from the annotation of a GenBank genome assembly. NCBI's taxonomy places the organism in Eukaryota, Viridiplantae, Streptophyta, Magnoliopsida, Solanales, Convolvulaceae.